Molecule: messenger RNA, 10606 nt
Organism: Acyrthosiphon pisum (pea aphid)
Lineage: Eukaryota; Metazoa; Arthropoda; Insecta; Hemiptera; Aphididae
Product: protein PFC0760c-like
Exons: 9
Coding region: 143-10468 (3441 amino acids)
Source: RefSeq, a predicted model, not a curated record
GUGUCAAGUCUUUGAUUCGACCAAUUGUGCAAACAACGAACUACCGUCACCGCGUUUCGGUAUGCUGUAAGUAUACUUCUUACUUCUAUGAACGAUCUGUAUUGGUUUUAAUUUUUAAAUAUAACCAACAUUAAACGAAAAAAUGCGAACAUGGACCAUUAUAUUAUAUACCAUCAUUAUAAUAUAUCAGAAUCACGUAUACUACACAGCCCCGGUGGGCAAAUCGGGAAGUGCUAUAAAAGGUCAAUUGAAAACGAAAUUCGGUAAAAUUGCAGACCGAAUUGUUAACCCACAAUGGACAUUAACUGAUCCAGAUUCAAAAAAAAAGGAAAAUGGAGUAGUCCCAUCCGAUGACACGGUAAACGAGAAUGACGAAAACCAAACACAACCAAAUACACAAAAUAAUGAUAACAAAAGAAAACCUAAGAAAAACAAUAAAAGAAGGCGUAAGAAAUCAAAUAAUAAAACAAAACAAAAUAAUAUAAGAGGAAAUGGAAGACACAGAUGGUACAAAAUGGUUACAGUGGAUUAUUUACUAUUUAAAAAUAGUCAAUUAAUACGGAAAAAAAGAGAUUACAAUAAUACAUUUCAACUUCAAAAUAAAUUACAAACCAAAAAUGUUAAAUGGGAAGAUUUGAAAGACAAUGAUAAAGAUAAAUUAAAUAUUGAAGCAAACGCAAACAAUCAUAGCCAAGAAGUAGAAAAACCACGAAGAAAAUUAGAAAAUGUUAAAAAGAAGGAAAUUUAUAGUACCCUCGAAAAGUCCAGAGGUCCCAACAGUUUUGAUAAGGAAUUAAGUUUAAUUGAUAAUUUAGAGGACGAUGAAAAUAGUAUGAACAGUAAAAGUAUUGAAAAUAGCAAUGAAAAACUGAAGUUUUUAGAUUUAAAAAACACAAAUAAAAAUAAAUUUCACCACUUUGUCAAUAAUAAAAAACAUCCAACAAAUACUUUUCGAAACAAACUAAGGCCCCUGAACCAUGCACAACAAUUAGGUAAAACUUCGGGAAAGAAUUAUAGUGAAACGGAAAGAUCACCACUGAAAACUGUUAAACAAAAGCCUAAAAGCUUAAAGAACAUACCAACAACAUCAAAAUAUAAAACAGAAUUUACCACUAAAGGAAACGCUGACACUACCACAAACAUCCCUGAACUCAAUGAAAUAGAUUCAAUGCUGGAUGAAAUGAACUCAAAUACAAAUGAACAUUUAGAUAGUCAGAAUAUUGAAUUAUAUCCAUCUUCAUUAGAAACAAAACUAGAAAUUCCAAAUUACAGCGAUAUUGAAGAUAAUAAAGAAACCGACAAAUUGAACAAUAUAAGACAUUCAGUAAAAUCUAAAUCAAAAAAGAAAGGAAAACAACAGCUAGAUGAAAGUAAAAAACUCAAAAAUAAAAAUCAACAAAAGUUAGGUAGACCGUUAGCAUCAAAUAUUAUUAACGAAAAGGGGUUAAAUCAGAAAGCUAUUAAACAAAACUCACCGGACAAAAAGGAUAUACUGAUAAUAUCGUAUGAUGAACCAGAACUUACGACAAAUGUAAACUCUGACACUGCCGAAAAAAUCGAUGAAUCUGAUAAAAUUCAUACUAUACUGAAUGAAAUAAACUCGAAUUCGGAUGAAAAAUUAGAUGGCCAGAAUAAUGGAUCAUAUCCAUCGUCAUUAGAAACAAAACAGGAAAUUCCAGAUGACAGCGAUAUCGAAGAUAUUAAAGAAAAUGAUAUUUUAAACAAUAUAAAACAUCCGUUAAAACCUAAAUCUAAGAAGUUGGGGAAAAACCAGUCAGAUGAUAAUAAUAAACAACCAAAAAUAAAAAAACAUAAAUUAACUCCAACGUUGGAAUCAAAUAAUAAAAACGAAAAAGGAUCUCCACUGAACUCUAUUAAGCCACUCGCACCAAAUUCAAAAGAAAUACUAAAGAUAUCAAAUAGCGUACCGAAUCUAACCACGGGAGGAAAUGAUGAUAAUGUAACAAACACCCCAGAACCUGAUGAUAUUGAUACUAUAAUGGAUGGGCUGAACUCGAAUUCAGAUGAAAAUCUAGAUGACCAGAAUAAUGUAUCAUAUCCAUCGUCAUUAGAAACAAAACAGGAAAUUCCAGAUUACAGCGAUAUCGAAGAUAUUAAAGAAAAUUAUAUUUUAAACAAUAUAAAACAUCCGUUAAAACCUAAAUCUAAGAAGUUGGGGAAAAACCAGUCAGAUGAUAAUAAUAAACAACCAAAAAUAAAAAAACAAAAAUUAGCUCCACCUUUGGAAUCAAAUAAUAAUAACGAAAAAGGAUCUCCACAGAACUCUAUUAAGCCACUCGCACCAAAUUCAAAAGAAAUACUAAAAAUAUCAAACAGCGUACCGAAUCUAACCACGGGAGGAAAUGAUGAUAAUGUAACAAACACCCCAGAACGUGAUGAUAUUGAUACUAUAAUGGAUGGACUGAACUCGAAUUCAGAUGAAAAUCUAGAUGACCAGAGUAACGGAUCAUAUCCAUCGUCAUUAGAAACAAAACAGGAAAUUCCAGAUUACAGCGAUAUCGAAGAUAUUAAAGAAAAUGAUAUUUUAAACAAUAUAAAACAUCCGUUAAAACCUAAAUCUAAGAAGUUGGGGAAAAACCAGUCAGAUGAUAAUAAUAAACAACCAAAAAUAAAAAAACAUAAAUUAACUCCAACGUUGGAAUCAAAUAAUAAAAACGAAAAAGGAUCUCCACAGAACUCUAUUAAGCCACUCGCACCAAAUUCAAAAGAAAUACUAAAGAUAUCAAAUAGCGUACCGAAUCUAACCACGGGAGGAAAUGAUGAUAAUGUAACAAACACCCCAGAACCUGAUGAUAUUGAUACUAUAAUGGAUGGGCUGAACUCGAAUUCAGAUGAAAAUCUAGAUGACCAGAAUAAUGGAUCAUAUCCAUCGUCAUUAGAAACAAAACAGGAAAUUCCAGAUUACAGCGAUAUCGAAGAUAUUAAAGAAAAUGAUAUUUUAAACAAUAUAAAACAUCCGUUAAAAACUAAAUCUAAGAAGUUGGGGAAAAAACGGUCAGAUGAUAAUAAUAAACAACCAAAAAUAAAAAAACAAAAAUUAGCUCCACCUUUGGAAUCAAAUAAUAAUAACGAAAAAGGAUCUCCACAGAACUCUAUUAAGCCACUCGCACCAAAUUCAAAAGAAAUACUAAAGAUGUCAAAUAGCGUACCGAAUCUAGCCACGGGAGGAAAUGAUGAUAAUGUAACAAACACCCCAGUACCUGAUGAUAUUGAUACUAUAAUGGAUGGACUGAACUCGAAUUCAGAUGAAAAUCUAGAUGACCAGAAUAAUGGAUCAUAUCCAUCGUCAUUAGAAACAAAACAGGAAAUUCCAGAUUACAGCGAUAUCGAAGAUAUUAAAGAAAAUGAUAUUUUAAACAAUACAAAACAUCCGUUAAAACCUAAAUCUAAGAAGUUGGGGAAAAAACGGUCAGAUGAUAAUAAUAAACAACCAAAAAUAAAAAAACAAAAAUUAGCUCCACCUUUGGAAUCAAAUAAUAAUAACGAAAAAGGAUCUACACAGAACUCUAUUAAGCCACUCGCACCAAAUUCAAAAGAAAUACUAAAGAUAUCAAAUAGCGUACCGAAUCUAACCACGGGAGGAAAUGAUGAUAAUGUAACAAACACCCCGGAACCUGAUGAUAUUGAUACUAUAAUGGAUGGGCUGAACUCGAAUUCAGAUGAAAAUCUAGAAGACCAGAGUAACGGAUCAUAUCCAUCGUCAUUAGAAACAAAACAGGAAAUUCCAGAUUACAGCGAUAUCGAAGAUAUUAAAGAAAAUGAUAUUUUAAACAAUAUAAAACAUCCGUUAAAACCUAAAUCUAAGAAGUUGGGGAAAAAACGGUCAGAUGAUAAUAAUAAACAACCAAAAAUAAAAAAACAAAAAUUAGCUCCACCUUUGGAAUCAAAUAAUAAUAACGAAAAAGCAUCUCCACAGGACUCAAUUAAGCCACUCGCACCAAAUUCAAAAGAAAUACUAAAGAUGUCAAAUAGCGUACCGAAUCUAGCCACGGGAGGAAAUGAUGAUAAUGUAACAAACACCCCAGUACCUGAUGAUAUUGAUACUAUAAUGGAUGGACUGAACUCGAAUUCAGAUGAAAAUCUAGAAGACCAGAGUAACGGAUCAUAUCCAUCGUCAUUAGAAACAAAACAGGAAAUUCCAGAUUACAGCGAUAUCGAAGAUAUUAAAGAAAAUGAUAUUUUAAACAAUAUAAAACAUCCGUUAAAACCUAAAUCUAAGAAGUUGGGGAAAAAACGGUCAGAUGAUAAUAAUAAACAACCAAAAAUAAAAAAACAAAAAUUAGCUCCACCUUUGGAAUCAAAUAAUAAUAACGAAAAAGCAUCUCCACAGGACUCAAUUAAGCCACUCGCACCAAAUUCAAAAGAAAUACUAAAGAUGUCAAAUAGCGUACCGAAUCUAGCCACGGGAGGAAAUGAUGAUAAUAUAACAAACACCCCAGUACCUGAUGAUAUUGAUACUAUAAUGGAUGAGCUGAACUCGAAUUCAGAUGAAAAUCUAGAUGAACAGAAUAAUGGAUCAUAUCCAUCGUCAUUAGAAACAAAACAGGAAAUUCCAGAUUACAGCGAUAUCGAAGAUAUUAAAGAAAAUGAUAUUUUAAACAAUAUAAAACAUCCGUUAAAACCUAAAUCUAAGAAGUUGGGGAAAAAACGGUCAGAUGAUAAUAAUAAACAACCAAAAAUAAAAAAACAAAAAUUAGCUCCACCUUUGGAAUCAAAUAAUAAUAACGAAAAAGCAUCUCCACAGGACUCAAUUAAGCCACUCGCACCAAAUUCAAAAGAAAUACUAAAGAUGUCAAAUAGCGUACCGAAUCUAACCACGGGAGGAAAUGAUGAUAAUGUAACAAACACCCCAGUACCUGAUGAUAUUGAUACUAUAAUGGAUGAGCUGAACUCGAAUUCAGAUGAAAAUCUAGAUGACCAGAAUAAUGGAUCAUAUCCAUCGUCAUUAGAAACAAAACAGGAAAUUCCAGAUUACAGCGAUACCGAAGAUAUUAAAGAAAAUGAUAUUUUAAACCACUUAAAAGACCCCUUAAAUCCUAAAACAAAAAAGUUGGGAAAAAAACGGUCAGAUAAUAAUAAACAACCAAAAAUAAUAAAACAUGAAUUAACUACACCUUUGGAAUCAAAUACUAAUAACGAAAAAGGAUCUCCACAGAACUCUAUUAAACCACUCGCACCAAAUUCAAAAGAAAUAUUAAAGGUAUCAAAUAGCGUUCCGAAUCUAACCACGGGAGGAAAUGAUGAUAAUGUAACAAACACCCCCGAACCUGAUGAUAUUGAUACUAUAAUGGAUGGGCUAAACUCGAAUUCAGAUGAAAAUCUAGAUGACCAGAAUAAUGGAUCAGAUCCAUCGUCAUUAGAAACAAAACAGGAAAUUCCAGAUUACAGCGAUAUCGAAGAUAUUAAAGAAAAUGAUAUUUUAAACGACUUAAAAGACCCCUUAAAUCCUAAAACAAAAAAGUUGGGGAAAAAACGGUCAGAUAAUAAUAAACAACCAAAAAUAAUAAAACAUGAAUUAACUACACCUUUGGAAUCAAAUACUAAUAACGAAAAAGGAUCUCCACAGAACUCUAUUAAGCCACUCGCACCAAAUUCAAAAGAAAUAUUAAAGGUAUCAAAUAGCGUACCGAAUCUAACCACGGGAGGAAAUGAUGAUAAUGUAACAAACACCCCCGAACCUGAAGAUAUUGAUACUAUAAUGGAUGGGCUGAACUCGAAUUCAGAUGAUAAUCUAGAUGACCAGAAUAAUGGAUCAUAUCCAUCGUCAGUAGAUACAAAACAGGAAAUUCCAGAUUACAGCGAUAUCGAAGAUAUUAAAGAAAAUGAUAUUUUAAACGACUUAAAAGACCCCUUAAAUCCUAAAACAAAAAAGUUGGGGAAAAAAAGGUCAGAUAAUAAUAAACAACCAAAAAUAAUAAAACAUGAAUUAACUACACCUUUGGAAUCAAAUACUAAUAACGAAAAAGGAUCUCCACAGAACUCUAUUAAGCCACUCGCACCAAAUUCAAAAGAAAUACUAAAGGUAUCAAAUAGCGUACCGAAUCUAACCACGGGAGGAAAUGAUGAUAAUGUAACAAACACUCCAGAACGUGAUGAUAUUGAUACUAUAAUGGAUGGACUGAACUCGAAUUCAGAUGAGAAUCUAGAUGACCAGAAUAAUGGAUCAUAUCCAUCGUCAUUAGAUACAAAACAGGAAAUUCCAGAUUACAGCGAUAUCGAAGAUAUUAAAGAAAAUGAUAUUUUAAACGACUUAAAAGACCCCUUAAAUCCUAAAACAAAAAAGUUGGGAAAAAAACGGUCAGAUAAUAAUAAACAACCAAAAAUAAUAAAACAUGAAUUAACUACACCUUUGGAAUCAAAUACUAAUAACGAAAAAGGAUCUCCACAGAACUCUAUUAAACCACUCGCACCAAAUUCAAAAGAAAUAUUAAAGGUAUCAAAUAGCGUUCCGAAUCUAACCACGGGAGGAAAUGAUGAUAAUGUAACAAACACCCCCGAACCUGAUGAUAUUGAUACUAUAAUGGAUGGGCUAAACUCGAAUUCAGAUGAAAAUCUAGAUGACCAGAAUAAUGGAUCAGAUCCAUCGUCAUUAGAAACAAAACAGGAAAUUCCAGAUUACAGCGAUAUCGAAGAUAUUAAAGAAAAUGAUAUUUUAAACGACUUAAAAGACCCCUUAAAUCCUAAAACAAAAAAGUUGGGAAAAAAACGGUCAGAUAAUAAUAAACAACCAAAAAUAAUAAAACAUGAAUUAACUACACCUUUGGAAUCAAAUACUAAUAACGAAAAAGGAUCUCCACAGAACUCUAUUAAGCCACUCGCACCAAAUUCAAAAGAAAUAUUAAAGGUAUCAAAUAGCGUACCGAAUCUAACCACGGGAGGAAAUGAUGAUAAUGUAACAAACACCCCCGAACCUGAAGAUAUUGAUACUAUAAUGGAUGGGCUGAACUCGAAUUCAGAUGAUAAUCUAGAUGACCAGAAUAAUGGAUCAUAUCCAUCGUCAGUAGAUACAAACAGGAAAUUCCAGAUUACAGCGAUAUACGAAGAUAUUAAAGAAAAUGAUAUUUUAAACGACUUAAAAGACCCCUUAAAUCCUAAAACAAAAAAGUUGGGGAAAAAAAGGUCAGAUAAUAAUAAACAACCAAAAAUAAUAAAACAUGAAUUAACUACACCUUUGGAAUCAAAUACUAAUAACGAAAAAGGAUCUCCACAGAACUCUAUUAAGCCACUCGCACCAAAUUCAAAAGAAAUACUAAAGGUAUCAAAUAGCGUACCGAAUCUAACCACGGGAGGAAAUGAUGAUAAUGUAACAAACACUCCAGAACGUGAUGAUAUUGAUACUAUAAUGGAUGGACUGAACUCGAAUUCAGAUGAGAAUCUAGAUGACCAGAAUAAUGGAUCAUAUCCAUCGUCAUUAGAUACAAAACAGGAAAUUCCAGAUUACAGCGAUAUCGAAGAUAUUAAAGAAAAUGAUAUUUUAAACGACUUAAAAGACCCCUUAAAUCCUAAAACAAAAAAGUUGGGAAAAAAAAGGUCAGAUAAUAAUAAACAACCAAAAAUAAUAAAACAUGAAUUAACUACACCUUUGGAAUCAAAUACUAAUAACGAAAAAGGAUCUCCACAGAACUCUAUUAAACCACUCGCACCAAAUUCAAAAGAAAUAUUAAAGGUAUCAAAUAGCGUUCCGAAUCUAAUCACGGGAGGAAAUGAUGAUAAUGUAACAAACACCCCCGAACCUGAUGAUAUUGAUACUAUAAUGGAUGGGCUAAACUCGAAUUCAGAUGAAAAUCUAGAUGACCAGAAUAAUGGAUCAGAUCCCUCGUCAUUAGAAACAAAACAGGAAAUUCCAGAUUACAGCGAUAUCGAAGAUAUUAAAGAAAAUCAUAUUUUAAACGACUUAAAAGACCCCUUAAAUCCUAAAACAAAAAAGUUGGGAAAAAAACGGUCAGAUAAUAAUAAACAACCAAAAAUAAUAAAACAUGAAUUAACUACACCUUUGGAAUCAAAUACUAAUAACGAAAAAGGAUCUCCACAGAACUCUAUUAAGCCACUCGCACCAAAUUCAAAAGAAAUAUUAAAGGUAUCAAAUAGCGUACCGAAUCUAACCACGGGAGGAAAUGAUGAUAAUGUAACAAACACCCCCGAACCUGAAGAUAUUGAUACUAUAAUGGAUGGGCUGAACUCGAAUUCAGAUGAUAAUCUAGAUGACCAGAAUAAUGGAUCAUAUCCAUCGUCAGUAGAUACAAAACAGGAAAUUCCAGAUUACAGCGAUAUCGAAGAUAUUAAAGAAAAUGAUAUUUUAAACGACUUAAAAGACCCCUUAAAUCCUAAAACAAAAAAGUUGGGAAAAAAACGGUCAGAUAAUAAUAAACAACCAAAAAUAAUAAAACAUGAAUUAACUACACCUUUGGAAUCAAAUACUAAUAACGAAAAAGGAUCUCCACAGAACUCUAUUAAGCCACUCAGACCAAAUUCAAAAGAAAUAUUAAAGGUAUCAAAUAGCGUACCGAAUCUAACCACGGGAGGAAAUGAUGAUAAUGUAACAAACACCCCAGAACGUGAUGAUAUUUAUACUAUAAUGGAUGGACUGAACUCGAAUUCAAGUGAUAAUCUAGAUGACCAGAAUAAUGGAUCAUAUCCAUCGUCAUUAGACACAAAACAGGAAAUUCCAGAUUACAGCGAUAUCGAAGAUAUUAAAGAAAAUGAUAUUUUAAACGACUUAAAAGACCCCUUAAAUCCUAAAACAAAAAAGUUGGGAAAAAAACGGUCAGAUAAUAAUAAACAACCAAAAAUAAUAAAACAUGAAUUAACUACACCUUUGGAAUCAAAUACUAAUAACGAAAAAGGAUCUCCACAGAACUCUAUUAAGCCACUCGCACCAAAUUCAAAAGAAAUACUAAAGGUAUCAAAUAGCCUACCGAAUCUAACCACGGGAGGAAAUGAUGAUAAUGUAACAAACACCCCAGAACGUGAUGAUAUUGAUACUAUAAUGGAUGGACUGAACUCGAAUUCAGAUGAUAAUCUAGAUGACCAGAAUAAUGGAUCAGAUCCAUCGUCAUUAGAAACAAAACAGGAAAUUCCAGAUUACAGCGAUAUCGAAGAUAUUAAAGAAAAUCAUAUUUUAAACGACUUAAAAGACCCCUUAAAUCCUAAAACAAAAAAGUUGGGAAAAAAACGGUCUGAUAAUAAUAAACAACCAAAAAUAAUAAAACAUGAAUUAACUACACCUUUGGAAUCAAAUACUAAUAACGAAAAAGGAUCUCCACAGAACUCUAUUAAGCCACUCGCACCAAAUUCAAAAGAAAUAUUAAAGGUAUCAAAUAGCGUACCGAAUCUAACCACGGGAGGAAAUGAUGAUAAUGUAACAAACACCCCCGAACCUGAAGAUAUUGAUACUAUAAUGGAUGGGCUGAACUCGAAUUCAGAUGAUAAUCUAGAUGACCAGAAUAAUGGAUCAUAUCCAUCGUCAGUAGAUACAAAACAGGAAAUUCCAGAUUACAGCGAUAUCGAAGAUAUUAAAGAAAAUGAUAUUUUAAACGACUUAAAAGACCCCUUAAAUCCUAAAACAAAAAAGUUGGGAAAAAAAAGGUCAGAUAAUAAUAAACAACCAAAAAUAAUAAAACAUGAAUUAACUACACCUUUGGAAUCAAAUACUAAUAACGAAAAAGGAUCUCCACAGAACUCUAUUAAGCCACUCGCACCAAAUUCAAAAGAAAUACUAAAGGUAUCAAAUAGCGUACCGAAUCUAACCACGGGAGGAAAUGAUGAUAAUGUAACAAACACCCCAGAACGUGAUGAUAUUGAUACUAUAAUGGAUGGACUGAACUCGAAUUCAGAUGAUAAUCUAGAUGACCAGAAUAAUGGAUCAUAUCCAUCGUCAUUAGACACAAAACAGGAAAUUCCAGAUUACGGCGAUACCGAAGAUAUUAAAGAAAAUGAUAUUUUAAACGACUUAAAAGACCCCUUAAAUCCUAAAACAAAAAAGUUGGGAAAAAAACGGUCUGAUAAUAAUAAACAACCAAAAAUAAUAAAACAUGAAUUAACUACACCGAUGGAAUCAAAUACUAAUAACGAAAAAGGAUCUCCACAGAACUCUAUUAAGCCACUCGCACCAAAUUCAAAAGAAAUAUUAAAGGUAUCAAAUAGCGUACCGAAUCUAAUCACGGGAGGAAAUGAUGAUAAUGUAACAAACACCCCCGAACCUGAUGAUAUUGAUACUAUAAUGGAUGGGCUAAACUCGAAUUCAGAUGAAAAUCUAGAUGACCAGAAUAAUGGAUCAUAUCCAUCGUCAUUAGACACAAAACAGGAAAUUCCAGAUUACAGCGAUAUCGAAGAUAUUAAAGAAAAUCAUAUUUUAAACGACUUAAAAGACCCCUUAAAUCCUAAAACAAAAAAGUUGGGAAAAAAACGGUCAGAUAAUAAUAAACAACCCAAAAAUAAUAAAACAUGAAUUAACUACACCUUUAGAAUCAAAUACUAAUAACGAAAAAGGAUCUCCACAGAACUCUAUUAAGCCACUCGCACCAAAUUCAAAAGAAAUAUUAAAGGUAUCAAAUAGCGUACCGAAUCUAACCACGGGAGGAAAUGA